Messenger RNA from Metschnikowia bicuspidata var. bicuspidata NRRL YB-4993, 1359 nucleotides. RefSeq lists its product as uncharacterized. The transcript has a single exon. Lineage: Eukaryota; Fungi; Ascomycota; Pichiomycetes; Serinales; Metschnikowiaceae. The coding region runs from base 1 to 1359 and encodes 452 amino acids. The record is from RefSeq and is a predicted model, not a curated record.
AUGCUCAAACACAGCCCCUGUGGACGUGGCCGCCAGGCCGCCAGCCCCAUGCAGGCCCGCCAGCUCACUCUCAGUCCCGGGGCGGCUGGGGCUCUUCGAGGCUACGGCACCAUCGUCAAUAUUUUCGCCGGGGUGUACUUCGGUGGACUCGUGGCGUGCGCCAGCUCGCUUUAUUUCUUGUACAAAGACGCGGACUCCCGGCAGGAGAUUCCUUUUCUGCUCAGCCUCGAGGACCAGAUCCUCACCGUCAAGGCCAUCGGCAAAGACGACGUGUUGAAGAGCCCGCGCCAUGCCGUGAAGCACUACCGGCGGCUUUUGCUCAACAUGGCCAAGGCGGAAACGCCGGGGUUGCAGUUCGACGAAACCUUGCCCGACGGCACCAUCAACUACGCCGUGCCCUUGUUGCCCGCGGACGUGUUGGUGCAGCCCAAACACGCCGAGUUGUCCAACUUCUACAUCGACAUGGUGUUGCGCUACUCCAAGGCGUUGUUGGCCAAAAACCAGCCCGACACGUCCGUGGCGAUCUUGAAGGCGGUCAUCGACAACGACGACAUUUUCUAUCGCAUAGGCGACGCGGAGCGCAUGGGCCAGUGCUGCCGCGUGUUGAGCGCAGUCUGCCCGUCUGCCGAGGACAAGGUGGCGUACUUGCAGCGCUCCAUCCACAUGCUCCAGCAGAGGUUCGGCAGUAUUCUGCUCGAUCUGCAGUAUUUGCUCCAGGACAGGACCACCAUCUCCAACGAGCUAGUGUUGUCGUUGAAUGCGUUGGCGUUUGCCUAUGCGCUGCAGGCACAGGCGGCGCCACGGCGACAGAGGCCUGUGUUUUUGACGCGGUCCCUCAACAUCUACUUGGCCAACUUGAAAGCGGUGUCUGCCGUCAGGGAGAAGUUGGCGCGGGGCGAAAUCACCCAGGCCGCAGUGCCGCUUUUCGACUGCCAGCCGGCCAAUGUCGAGGCCACAGAGGCCGAGAUCAAGGCGCACGUGGCCGAGAUUCUCUGGGCGAAAGGCUACCAGAAGCAAGCCGUGGCGUGGGCCGAAGAGCUCGUCCAGGCCACUUUCUACGACAAGGGCAACAACGCCCGGGUGUCCAAAGUGGUUUCCGAUACCUUGGACGACUUGAUCGUCAUGUACGGCAAGCUCAAGAACCCCGCGGCGCAGGAGAGGUGCCGGCAGGCCAAGUCCGAGGUCGCUGUGUUGGAGUACGACGAGAACUCGUGGUACACGAGCGUGAUCCAGAAAUUUACGAAGGUCAUCUACUACAAGGGCCCGCUCGGCAUCAUCGAGAAAGGCUUGAAGGAAAGGUUCGGCCCCGAGCAGCCGCUUCCUGAGCUCGAGGAGUUUGAGGAAGAGGACCAGGAAUAG